UGUUUUUAUUUCCUCCAAAACUGUAUUAAAUACUGCUGUCAGUAAAUGUGAUCAAAGAUUAAAACAGCAUUUUUAAGUGAGCUAUUCUUCAUUAAAAACGACAAAUCCGGAUUUUCAUUCCCCUUUCCGGUUUGUACUUUACACAAUCCAAGAUGGCGACCAUCACUAACUGAAUACACACGCUAUUUCAGCGGUGUCAAAUGCAAUCAUAUAAUUAUAAAUAUCUGAUCCAAGAUGAGUGGUAACUCUGGAAAGAGGGGUAAGAAGCGGCCGAAGUCCUACUACCUGAAAUGUUCCCAACAGAACAAGCGUAAGGUUAACAGACUAGAGGUGGACAUCCGUGGGUUCUUACUCACUUGUAACAGUCACGAGAAGGAUGCGGUCCGCGAGGCGUACAGCCUUCUCAACGAGUACGCUGACCAGAUCUACGGCCCAGAGGAGGUGUCAAAGGAGGAGACGGACACUGCAGAUGGUGGGCCUGAGGUGAGCAGUGAAGAAGACGAGGAGGAAGAAGACAUCGCAGCAGCCCUUCAGAAGGAGGUCAAGGCCAUAAAGACAACCAUCUCGUCUUCAAACAGACGCUUCCAGAGUGUACAAACUAAGGCCCACAACUGUCUAUUCAUCAAGACUUCACUGGAUGACCCUUGUCAUCUGGCCCAUACAAUCUUCACAGACCUGGCAAAAACUCGCAUACAGAAGUCACGAUACGCUCUACGAUUUCUUCCAAUCGCUGGUACGUGUAAGGCAUAUGAAAAAGACGUUAAAGAAUUGGCGGAGAAGCUUCUUGUCAAAGAGUUUCAAACGCCGUUUGGUGUGGGUUUGAAAUACUCGGUAGUUUUCAAAUCUAGAAACAACAGCAAUAAAAACCUUGCUAGGACAAGUGCUCAAACAAUCAUAGGACAGGUUAUAAAAACUCUCAAUCCGCUACACAGUGUUAAUUUCGACAAUCCGGACGUUGUGGUCAUUGUCGAGGUGAUAGGAAAUGUAUGUUGUUUGGGGACUGCACGUGACUUUAUCAAGUUCCGGAAAUACAACCUCGUCGAAGUGGUACGAUCACCAGUAGAAACUAAAGACAACAAAAAAGAUGCGGACGUUGAAAAAUCUUCAUUGAAACAAGAGGCAGCUAGCAGUACUUGUAAAGAUGUUCCCACCGAUGAAGAUGGCAAUGCUGUCGACAGCAACUGUAAAAAUGAUGUCACUGUUGACAGCUGUAACCUUACCGACAGCAACUGUAAAAAUGAUGUCACUGUUGACAGUUGUAACCUUACUGACAGCAACUGUAAAGAUGAUGUAACCGUUGACAGCUGUAACCUUACCGACAGCAACUGUAAAGAUGAUGUAACCGUUGACAGCUGUAAUCUUAUCGGCAGCAACUGUAAAGACGAAGAAAUCACCGAUGGUAGCUGCGAUCUUGGUGACAGCAGCGGUAAAGAUAAGACUGAAAAUGAAAGCAAUAUUGUUGCAGAAAAGAGUAAUGUGGAUGAUGCUGAAAAAGUCUAAAAAGAACGCAUGUGUUAUUCAAUAUAUCUUUUGGUGACCUAAAACCGAAAAUAAAAAAAUGAAUGAAA
Mizuhopecten yessoensis (Yesso scallop) is the source of this 1568-nucleotide messenger RNA. Its product is annotated as THUMP domain-containing protein 1-like. Gene Ontology annotation, molecular function: RNA binding. The coding region runs from base 235 to 1500 and encodes 421 amino acids. The transcript is spliced from 3 exons. Gene Ontology annotation, biological process: tRNA modification. The record is from RefSeq and is a predicted model, not a curated record. Lineage: Eukaryota; Metazoa; Mollusca; Bivalvia; Pectinida; Pectinidae.